AUGGGUGAAAAUAUUCAUUUAAAACCUGUUGGUUUUUUUUAGCUUUUCAAAUUUGCAUCAAAAUUAGAUGUAUUCCUUAUGGUUUUUGGAGCUAUUGCAGCUAUGGUAAAUGGUGUCCUUUAACCUUUGAUGUCUCAAAUCAUAGGAAGAACUACAAACCAAUUUAGCUCUAAUUAGGAUCAAUCCUAUAUAAUUGAAAAUGCUAAAAUAUAGUGCUUUUAUAUGAUAGGAGCUGGUUUUAUAUCAUUCAUAUGUAGUUGGAUUUAAAUGGCAUGCUGGAUGAUCUCUGGAGAAAGACAAGCUAUUGAGUGCAGGAAAUAAUAUUUCAAGGCUAUUAUCAGAUAAGAAAUAGGGUGGUUUGAUAUGUAAAAUCCUAAUGAACUUACAAGCAAGAUCUCUUAGGAUUGUUUCUUCAUUUAAGGAGCUAUUGGAGAGAAAGUUCCAAAAUUUUUAAUGGCAAUUUUUACUGGAUUAGGUGGUUUUGGAGUUGGGUUUUAUAAUGGUUGGCAAAUGUCUUUAGUUUCUGCAGCAGCUGCUCCUAUUAUCAUUAUUGGUGGAUUAAUUUAUACAAUUAUCUUAUAAUAAACUUCAAUUAAAUCUUCUGAAGCUUAUCUUCAUGCUAGCGCCUUUGCAGAGCAAAGUCUUAACUCGGUUAAAACUGUCAAAUCCCUUACAGGUGAAAACUUUGAAAUCAAAAAUUAUUCUGAAGGGCUUUUAAUUUCAUUUAAAAUUGCUACAAAAUAUGCUGCUUGGGCAGGAUUUGGACUUGGUCUCAUAUUUUUGACUGUUUACUUAGAUUAUUCUCUUUGUUUUUGGUAUGGCUCUAAGCUGAUGUAAGAUGAAACCAUUAAUCAUAACUUUGGUCGUAAGUAUACUUAAGGAGAUAUCUAAACAAUAUUUUUUGCUAUUUAAAUUGCUGGAUUUUCUCUUGGAUAAGCUGUUCCUUGUCUUAAAAAUUUUUCUUCUGGACAGCAAGCUGCAGCAAAGAUUUAUGAUGUAUUGAAAAGAAUUCCUUAAAUUAAAAACUCUGAUAAUCCAAAAAUAUUAAAUCAAUUGAAAGGUCAUAUCAUUUUCAAAGAAGUAGAUUUUUCUUACCCAUCAAAAAAAGUAGAGAAAGUUCACAAUCAACUCACACUUGAAAUACAACCAAAUAUGAAAACAGCUCUAGUUGGAGAAUCAGGUUGUGGAAAAUCCACAGUCAUGUAACUUAUUGAGCGCUUUUAUGACCCUGACUCUGGAUUAAUUACUGUAGAUGGACAUGAUAUAAGAGAACUUGAUUAUGUUUGGUUAAGAAAAAAUAUUGGCUAUGUAGGAUAAGAACCAGUUUUAUAUGCUACAACUAUCAGAGAAAAUUUGAGAUUUGGAAAGGAAGAUGCAACAGAAGAUGAAAUGAUAAAUGCUCUGAAACAGGCUAAGGCUUGGGAGUUUAUCCAGCCAUUAAAAGAUAAGCUUGACACUUAUGUAGGAAAUUCAGGAAGCCAAUUUUCUGGAGGGUAAAAAUAAAGGAUUUGCAUAGCAAGAGCUAUUUUGAAAGAUCCUUAAAUACUUUUGCUUGAUGAGUCUACCAGUGCUUUAGAUAGGAAAAACGAAGCAGCAAUUUAGGCAACUUUGGAUGAAGUAUCAAAAGGGAGGACAACUAUUGUAAUUGCUCAUAGGCUUUCAACUGUCUAAAAUGCUGAUAGGAUUCUUGUCAUUGAAAAGGGAAAGUUGAUUGAAUAAGGAAAUUAUAAUUCUUUAAUUAAUGCAGGAGGAAAAUUUGAAGCUUUGGCUAAAAAUCAAAUACAAAAAGAAUUGGAAGACAAUUCAAACUAAAAUGAUGAUUAUGAUGACAAUUAAUUGGAAUAAGAAAAAGGAGAAGUUAAAAAUUAGAGUUAAAGGUUCAAACAAGCAGCACCUUUAUUAUAAAAUAAAUUAGAAGAAAGUACAAACCGCUUGCAAAAAUAAAUUCCAUAAGAGUAAUAAGAAUAAUCUCAAAAAAAAAUAAAAUUGUUAGUAGAUAGUGAAGAAUUUGAUUUAGGAUAAUCAUAAAAAGACGGUAAAAAAUAAAAAAAUAAACCCAAAUUCACAAGCAUUCAGCUAAUCAAGAAAUUGAUUGCAAUAAAUAAACCUGAAAUUAAUUAUUUUUAUGCUGGACUUCUUGUUGCCUUGAUUAAUGGAGCUGCUUAGCCAGUCAGCGGUUUACUUUUGGGUGAAUAUUUUGAUGUCUUAUUUGGCCCUUCAAAAUCUGAUUUCAGAGAGAGAGCAGAUAUGCUAACUAUUUACUUUGUCAUUCUCGCAGUAGUGUGUCUAAUUGGAAAUUUGCUUUAAGUUAUUAUUUUUUCCAGGGUUGGUGAAAGUUUGACUUUAAGAAUGAGAAAGGAGGUUUACUCAAAACUACUUAAGAUGCCUUGCUCAUGGUUUGAUUAGCCUGACAAUAAUCCUGGUAAUUUAAGUACCAAGCUUUAAUAAGAUGGACAAUAUAUAAAUUAGAUCACAUCUAGCAUCAUACCUAUUUAGAUACAAAAUUUAUCUUGCUUGGUAAUAGGUCUUGCUUUAGGAUUUGCUUAUUCUUGGUAAAUCACUCUUAUCGGAAUGGUUGCUACCCCUCUCACAAUUAUUUGCGCUAAAUUUUAAGCUUAAUUUAUCUAAGGAUAUAGUGAAAAUUCAGAUGGAGCAUACAAAGAAGCAGGUUAGAUUAUUAUGGAGAGUGUGACUAACAUUCGUACUGUUGCUUCAUUUUGCAAUGAAAAGAAACUAAGCACCUUUUUAUCAGAAAAAUUAGUUUAACCUCUCUAAUUAGUCAAAUCUAAAGGUUAAAUUUCUGGUGUCUUUCUUGGCUUUUCUUUUGCUCUUAUCUUUUGGAUUUACGGAAUCAUACUUUAUUGUGGCUCUAUUUUCACACAGUAUUACGAUUUAAGUGCUAAAGAAAUGUUUGUGUCCAUUUUUUCUGUGAUUUUUGCUGCUUUUGGGAUUGGAUAUAACAAUCAGUUUAUACCAGAUAUUGCAAUGGCUUUUAACUCAGCAAAUAGCCUUUUUGACAUUUUAAGUUAAAAAGAUGAAGUUCAAAUUUGUUAAGAAUAAGCAUUAUAAUUAAAUCUUCUACCUAAAGUUUAACAAAAUGAAUAAACAAUCUAAGGAAACAUUGAAUUUAGAGACGUUUCAUUUAAAUAUCCAUCUAGAGAUUAAUAUAUUUUUAGAAAUCUCUCAUUCAAAAUUUAAGCAGGUUAAAAGGUUGCUUUUGUUGGACCAAGUGGUUCAGGUAAAUCUUCAAUCAUAUAGCUUUUAUUGAGAUUCUACACUAACUAUGAAGGCGAAAUAUUUGUAGACAAUAAAAAUCUCAAAGAAUAUCAUGAUUUGAAAAGCUAUCGUCAGAAUUUUGGAGUUGUGAGUUAAGAGCCAAUACUAUUCAAUGCUACAAUACAAAAAAAUAUUGAAUAUAACACUGAAAAUGUUACUAGUGAUCAAAUAAAGUAAGCAGCACAAUAAGCAAAUGCUUUAAAAUUUAUUGAGGAAUACGGUAGUGAAGAAAAAACUAAAUUAUACUCUCAAAAUUAAGAAAAUAAUUAGAUGAAUUUAAAUAACAAAGAACUAGGAGAUGGAUUUUAAAGGAAAGUAGGUCCUAAAGGAAGCUAACUUUCUGGUGGAUAAAAACAAAGAAUAGCCAUAGCAAGAGCAAUAAUUAAAAAUCCAAAUAUCUUACUUCUUGAUGAAGCCACAAGUGCUUUAGAUCCACAAAAUGAGAAAAUAGUUUAAGAGGCAUUAGACAAAUUAAUGAAGCAGAAAACUUCAAUAUGUAUCGCUCAUAGAUUAUCAACAAUUUAGGAUAGUGAUAAAAUAUAUGUAAUUGAAUCAGGAAAAUUAGUCGAGGAGGGUACCUACGAUUAGUUAAUGAAUAAAAAAGAAUAUUUUUUUAGACUUAAUAAUCAUUGA
Molecule: messenger RNA, 3909 nt
Organism: Tetrahymena thermophila SB210
Lineage: Eukaryota; Ciliophora; Oligohymenophorea; Hymenostomatida; Tetrahymenidae
Product: multidrug resistance protein-like transporter family ABC domain protein
Exons: 5
Biological process (GO): transmembrane transport
Cellular component (GO): membrane
Molecular function (GO): ABC-type transporter activity; ATP hydrolysis activity; ATP binding
Source: RefSeq, a predicted model, not a curated record